CUGUUCAGUUCAUGUAUUCCUUGUGGAUAACUCACCUGGUUUACAGGAGAUGUCAGCCCUGAGAGACUCCGUGUGCUAACAGAUUUGCUGCCUCUUUCCAGCGGCUCUCGGUUUGACAUGUCCCGGUGUUAGCAGCGGGCCCUGCCCCCAGGGCAGCCCUCCUUCCCCAUCCCCUCCCCAAGAGCUGUCAAUCAUGGGGAUGGGGCAGAGACCGGCUGCUUGCUGCCUCUGGAGUUACUGGUUUAUCUGGAUCCAGACUGCAACUCGUUAACCAGGAGCUGAGAGCAAGGGCGAAGAGGGAGCUAUGGCCAUAAUCUGGGCACUGGGGCUGCUGAUAGUCUCCCAGCUCCUGUUAAAAUCCGGAGCCCAGGAGCCGAUUAUAGAACCUUUCGGACCGAACGGACCCGCGGGACCCCCGGGCAAAGACGGAAUCGAUGGUGAGCCUGGACCAGCUGGUUUGCCGGGCCCUCCGGGUGUACCAGGUGAACCGGGAGACCCUGGCAGUCCCGGAGCCCCUGGCCUUGCUGGGCUUCCAGGAAUCGACGGUCUGCCUGGUCCUCCCGGAGCAGAUGGUCCUGAUGGAGCUCCCGGUGAGCGGGGAGAUCCCGGACCGCCAGGGCCACCAGGCAUACCCAGAUUAACAGAGCCAGGGAAGAUUGGCGAUCUGGGACCUCAAGGAGAUGUUGGUCUGCCAGGUGCCCAGGGCCCUCAAGGGCAGCGGGGUGAAGAUGGUCUACCUGGACUUCCAGGACCACCUGGACCUCCUGGACCCCUGGGUGAGCCUGGGCUUUACACAGGCGAAGGAAGUGGUGACUUUUCUUGCCCAGCUGUCUGCCCUUCCGGUCCUGCUGGUCCUCCAGGAAUGCCUGGUUUCAAGGGGCACACAGGGCACAAGGGAGAGCGUGGAGAACCCGGCAAGAGGGGUGCCAAGGGGGAUCCCGGACCUCCCGGCGUGCCAGGUUUACCUGGACCAAUUGGAUUACAGGGUCCUCGAGGAUUGAGAGGCCCUCUCGGUAAACCUGGUCCUCCCGGUGACAGAGGUCCCAUAGGAUUCCACGGACCAGUCGGUCCACCUGGCCCUCCGGGGAAAGUGGGAGAUAAAGGUCCAAAAGGAUUCCAAGGAUUCCAAGGAACAAAGGGAAACCCGGGCAAGAUUGGUCCCAGGGGUCUGCCUGGAAUUGCAGGACAGAAGGGUGAGCUGGGAAUUCCAGGCCGGGAUGGGCGAGAUGGAAAUCCAGGAAUCAAUGGUGAAAAGGGUGAGCCAGGACGUAACGGGGCCCCUGGAGAGAAAGGUCCAGUGGGACAGCCUGGAUUACCUGGAAAGCCAGGGCCUAAAGGAGUCAAUGGUGAACUGGGAAGUCGAGGACUAAUGGGUAGCCCAGGACCCCAAGGACCUCCCGGGAGUGCCGGACCUUUGGGAGACUCUGGAAUGAUGGGAGAGCGUGGACCAAGAGGAGUUGAUGGGGAAAUGGGACCUGCUGGGGGACGUGGAAUCCGGGGUCGCAGAGGUUUCCAGGGUCGUAAAGGUGAAGGAGGUGAGCCAGGUGUCCCGGGACCUACAGGAAUCCGUGGGGAUUUUGGAGAAAGGGGCCCUGUUGGAGCAUCUGGUCCCAAAGGUAACCAGGGACUUGCAGGAUCUGAUGGGCUCCCAGGAGAGAAAGGAGAGUUGGGUCAGCCAGGACCACAGGGGCAGAAGGGAGAGCCAGGAGCUCGUGGUGAGGUGGGACGUAAAGGGAAUCCUGGUCCAGCUGGGGUUCCUGGCUCAGAUGGUGUUCCUGGUCCUCCUGGGCUAAUUGGUGUAGCCGGAGAGCGUGGUAUUCCUGGGACUACUGGAAAAGCAGGUCCUCCUGGAAAACAUGCAAGUGAGCAACGAAUCCGGGAACUCUGUCACAGCCUGAUCAAUGAUCAGAUUGCAUUGUUAGCUAAUAAUCUGAGAAGGCCAAUGGCCCCUGGAAUGAUAGGAAGGCGUGGCCCCCCUGGUCCUCCGGGUCCACCAGGGCCGAAGGGCAAUGUUGGCCAUCCAGGCAGACAAGGUCCAACAGGAUUGACUGGACCAUCUGGUGAUCUUGGUGACACAGGACCACGAGGUGACCGUGGUGUAAAGGGAGACAAGGGGGUUAUCGGCAAAUCCAUUGAUGGCUUAGUAGGACCACAAGGGCCUCCAGGGCCCCCAGGAGCCAUGGGACUUAGUAAGAAUGGGCGAGACGGAGCACAAGGGGACCCGGGCCCUCCAGGAGAUCCAGGACGGCCUGGAAGAAAUGGCGCUAUGGGAACACCAGGAAUCUGUGAUACCUCUGCUUGCCAGGGAGCUGUUGCAGCAGUAAAAUCAGGGUCUCCCAAAAAGUCAUGAAGGAUGCGAUCACAGAAGCAAUAAGAAGAUAACUUGAAAUGAAGCCGAGUUCCUCCUGAGAUUCAGUGAAUAGAAAGAGACAACAAAAUCAAGGACAAUUGAUCAAUGUUUUGGCUCCUGAUAUCCAAGUGUCUUAUAAAUAUAUUUGAGAAGGUGCUAAAAACCGACACUUUGCUUUUUACCACAUGUUUCUUCCUAAUUUUUCCAAUUCUGUUUGAGAUUUGUAAAGAUUAUCUGCACUUAGCCUUGUCUGGUUAGAAUAUUCCUUUUUAAAUACUUAUUUCCUAAGUUUGGCUACUCCAUUUGUUUUCAUUGUUUCUUACAAAAUACUAUUGAUUAUAAAUGCUUACCUCAAUUAGAAACACCUUAUGGCAAUUAUUGAUGCUACACUAUCUGAACUGUGAGGGGUUACACUGUACAUACGAUAUAAAUCUAAUGGUCAUAGUGUUUUGUAUAGUACCCUAAAUCCAGAAACAGCAACGCCAAAUUUCUGACCUUCAAGUAAUUAAUUGUAUUGGCAAAGGAGACAUACUAUUUGUGCCUGCAUUUUUUUUCUCUUAACUGCAUUUCUCCUAGUGUAACAACUUUUUUGUGGAAAUUACAAGUUUUUGUGAAUUCAAAGUAACAAUUUAUGGCUUGUUGUUACUGUAUUCCAUCCCAUUUUGUAACAUUUUCUAUAAAUUAAUAAAUCCCUGUCAAACUCCCGCAUCCACAAAGAACUGUAACCAAUCAGUAUCCUUGAUUUUAAAAUAAUAUUUAUUAAUUGUGGGUGCCUGUUGUCUGUAAAAUAAAGCUGUUACCACCAA
Stegostoma tigrinum is the source of this 3156-nucleotide messenger RNA. It is a transcript of the gene col9a3, whose product is annotated as collagen, type IX, alpha 3. Lineage: Eukaryota; Metazoa; Chordata; Chondrichthyes; Orectolobiformes; Stegostomatidae. The transcript is spliced from 32 exons. The record is from RefSeq and is a predicted model, not a curated record. Bases 305 to 2350 code for a protein of 681 amino acids.